UAUAGCUGGUUCUUCUCGCCGACUCCCAGGUUCUGUCGUCUUCAUAGAGAGAUUCCAAAACAGGCAUCAUGUUUGGGGCUAACCUCACCAUCUUCCACCACCUGUUCGUCCUACUUGGCAUCCCGGGACUGGAGAUCUACCACACCUGGCUUUCCAUCCCCUUCUGCCUCAUGUACAUCGUCGCAGUCCUGGGAAAUGGAGCUCUCAUCCUUGUUGUCCUCAGUGAAAGCACCCUUCAUGAACCCAUGCAUGUCUUCCUGCCUAUGCUGGCGGGCACCGACAUCCUGCUGUCCACCACCACUGUGCCCAAGGCCCUGGCUAUCUUCUGGUUCCAUGCUGGGGAAAUCGCCUUUGAUGCCUGCAUCACUCAGAUGUUUUUCAUCCACGUUGCCUUUGUGGCUGAGUCGGGAAUCCUGCCGGCCAUGGCAUUUGACCGCUACGCGGCCAUCUGUGCCCCGUUGAGAUACACAGCCAUCUUAACUCCUUCCACAAUCGUGAAACUGACCCUGGCCAUCUGGGGACGGGGUAUUGGGGCCAUUUUCCCUAUCAUAUUCCUGCUGAAGAGGCUGCCAUACUGUCGGACCAAUAUCAUCCCCCACUCGUACUGUGAGCACAUCGGGGUGGCCAGAUUGGCCUGUGCUGACAUCACUGUCAAUGUCUGGUAUGGCUUCUCGGUGCCGAUGGCCUCCGUCUUGGUAGAUGUUGCAUUCAUUGCUGUUUCCUACACUUUGAUCCUCCAGGCCGUGUUCAGACUUCCUUCCCAGGAUGCUCGGCACAAAGCUCUCAACACCUGUGGUUCCCACAUUGGCGUCAUUCUCCUCUUUUUCAUCCCAUCUUUUUUUACUUUCCUGACCCAUCGCUUCGGCAAGAAUAUCCCCCACCAUAUUCACAUCCUUCUGGCCAAUCUCUAUGUGUUAAUUCCCCCCAUGCUUAAUCCCAUCAUCUAUGGAGCCAAGACCAAGCAAAUCAGAGGUCGUCUGGCUCACAUGUUAUCUCGCGUGGGGAUGUCUUGAGAAAGCUCAUAGUUCCUUCAUAGUUUGCAGGCUUUCAAAGCCGCAGGAAAAAAGAGAACUCAGCAACCAAGCUUCCAAGUGUAGGCACUAGAGUGUAUUGCUGCAGAAAGCACAUGGCCUUUGGAAUAAGAUGUAUCUGCAUUCAAACCCUGAUCCCUUACUUUCAGAUGCUUGACUUUGGGCAGCUUCCUAUCUUCUGGAAAUUUAGUUCUAACCCAUAAAGUGGAACCAAUUGUACCUCUGCUCUCAGAGCUUUGUAACCAAAUUAAAUCUGUAAACAACUUGGUACAUCGCUUAGCAUUUAGUGGACUCUCAAUGUUAGCUGUCAUUCUAACCCGAAGUUUUUCCCCUGAGGAAGAUGUUUCAGAUUUGAUGUCUAUGAGAUUCCAGUGUUUUCAAAGGCUCCUCUCCCUUCAAAGGCCAUCGUCACCUCCAACACCGUUGUCAUCAAACAACAAUUUUGCCACACAAACCAAAUUAGGUAAUGCAUAUAAAAGAGUGCUUUUUAAAACAAAGGUAUUGAAAAAGACUAAAAGGGACAUUGAUUACAUUUUAUAGGUAAGGAACUAUCGCCAUGAUUAUAUUAAAAGAGAUAUCUUGACUUACGCAACAAAGGGAACAAGUGACACAGGCAUUGCCCUGAGAGAGCUGAUUGUCUGAGAUGGACACAUGAGCAAAGACUAUGUUAUGGGAUCACACAGAUGAUAGAAAAUAUGCUGCAGCACACAGAUAUUCGAAUGUUAAAAAGAUAGAGUAAGCUA
This is a messenger RNA of Phacochoerus africanus (Common warthog), 1774 nucleotides long. RefSeq names its product olfactory receptor 52B2-like. Gene Ontology annotation, molecular function: olfactory receptor activity; G protein-coupled receptor activity. Gene Ontology annotation, biological process: G protein-coupled receptor signaling pathway. The record is from RefSeq and is a predicted model, not a curated record. Lineage: Eukaryota; Metazoa; Chordata; Mammalia; Artiodactyla; Suidae. Gene Ontology annotation, cellular component: membrane.